AUGUCCCCGUUAGACUUUACAAAGCUACAGCCAUACGAAUUUGAACCUCUUGUGUCUGACGAGGAUGAAGUUAGUAACGGUGUAGAAAAUGUUGAGGUUUCUUUUACUGACGCAGAGUCACGUACGGGUAAUGCAAAUUGGUGUGAAUGUGGAAAUUUUAGAGCAAUGGAAACUAAUACUGAAAGCGUGUGCUGCGUUGAGUCAAACGAAAUUCCUGAUGAGUUCUUCCAAGGUCAUAAAUGCGUUACAGAAGGUGCUGAUUUUCAAGUGGUUGUUUUGACAAAGGCUGUUUUAGAAACUGCGUUAUCUGCAUUGCAUGAUUUGAGAGGAGACACUUUAGAAUUGAAAAAUGAUUCACUUGGUGGAUACACAGUCGAUUGGAAAAAGGGGUGA
This is a messenger RNA of Hydractinia symbiolongicarpus, 393 nucleotides long. RefSeq lists its product as uncharacterized. Bases 1 to 393 code for a protein of 130 amino acids. The transcript has 4 exons. The record is from RefSeq and is a predicted model, not a curated record. Lineage: Eukaryota; Metazoa; Cnidaria; Hydrozoa; Anthoathecata; Hydractiniidae.